AAACCGGAACACGUUUUCUGGACGGACGAAAAUUGAAAUUUGGUAGACCCAGACAUAGAUGUGAAGAUGCAGACAGAGAGUGAUAUUGCCGACAAUGACAUCAUUCCGCAAGCGUUUACCGUUGAUGAUAAUGAUGACAAUUUUGAUUUGAACAUACCCCCAACUACGGGAAACGAAUAUCUCAGACGGGUCAGACAAGAGGCUCGGGAAUGUUCCCAAGUGGUAGUGGCCCCUAUUGAUGGCAAGGCAUUUAGCAGUAAACAGACAGUCAAGUAUAAAGAGCCAUCCAGCUGUAUCCCUGCUCCUCGGGGACUGGCACCCUCACCAGCCUGGGAGAAGAUGCAAGUUGCUGACUUUGCAGAACUGAGACAGAAAUUGCUUAGAUUCCGAGCUAUGUUAAAUUCCGGAGAAUUAAAUGUGAAGAAACCAACCCUGCCCUCAUCUAAUGAUGCAGAGAGCUGGUGCCGCUUGUGUUUCGAUCGACUGAAAAUCAGAUCAGUUUUGAGUAGCAGCCAGGAGGAGGGCAUGGAAGCCAUGGUUGAAGGAGAGAUGCCAGCGGGAGUCUACAAGGACCAGCCUGCAGCACCAUCGCAGACCUCUAUGCAAGGGACACCACCCUUGCUCAGCAUCGUCCUCUACAUGGAUCAGACCACGGUGAUCAAAGUAUUAGAAUUCCAUGUGAACUGGCUUGAGGCUACCGGCUUCACCACACACCAGGGUCGAUGGUUCUACGCCUUGCUGGCUAGUCUACAGAAGCCCUUGCUGCCCGAGGCGUGCUCUGUCAUCAGGGACUUGGCUCGGCUCUGCUCCAACCUCAGAGCUACUCUGGUCAGUCAAGAAGACCCAAAGUUGCUGGAACUUAAUUUGCUGAUAUGUCUUGUGGCCAAAUACUUCGAACAAAAUGACCUGGCAUAGACUGUCGAAUACUGAACUGGACAGGAGUACCAUAUUUACUACAAGGUUGACAUAACGACCUACCAGAGACUGUUUUUGUUGAAACUAAACAGAACUAAAAGUAUAUUUACAACAUCCUUGACAAAACGUUGACAAAAUGAGUAUUUUUGUUGAAACUGGACACAAGUACAACUAUAUUUACUUCAUGGUUGACGAAACAACCCACCAGAGGUUGUUUUGUUGAAUUUUGACAUUAGUAAAUGUAUGUUUACAACAUCUUUGACAAACGACCUACCAGAGACAGAUUCUGUGUAACCUGGACGGACAUAUACACGUUUACAAGAUGGUUGUAUGCUGGUUUGAACGCCCAUUGCUGUCAGUGAUGACUGAGAUGAGCAAAUCGAAGUAAUGUAAUAUAGAUCUUUAAGAUCAUAGGCCUUAUGUUACCUUUUUGAAGUGCCAUAAUGGAUACCUUGAUUCAGAGGUUAAUUUUGUGUUGUAUCUCAGCUGACCAUCGCUGUACACUUGUGUUCACGUCCAUGUUAUAUCAUUUACUGGAGGUUAUUGUGUAACUGUAGUGUUUCAGCUUUAAGGAUGCCCACUGGUCCAUAAUAGGAAGGCAUGACGUCGUAUCCCAGUUGUGUAUAUCCAUGCUCAUGCUGUUGAUCACUGGAUUGUCUUGUCCAGACUCAAUUAUUUACUGACCACCACCAUAUAGCUAGAAUAUUGCUGAGUGCCGCGUUAAACAAAUCAACCUCAAUAUUGCUGAGAAAAUAUUAAAAUUGUUAUGAUUUAUUUGAGUUUCCAAAUGGAAAAGUUUGCGUGCAUUUUGUUAAGUUUCACACUUUUUAAUUCAUGCAUAAGAUUCACAAUGUUCUAUCCUGGCAUACAAGCACCAGUCUCAUUAUGACAGGUGGACUUCAGCUGGACUUCAGCUGUCAUUAGAAAACUCCCAUACAUAAUUGUUUCCAAUCCAAAUUGAGAGUGUCUAAUGUCAUUGAUUGUCCAAUCAAAUUCAAGUAUUUCAUGUAGUCAUGGUAGAAUUCCUCCCUGGUACAAUUCCCCCAGCGGACAUCCCAGAGCAACACUCAGUCACAGAGAAUCAUUGGUUAAAAAAGAUCCAGGUUGAAUUACUUUUUGUUGUUGUUUUUUUACCUUAUCAAAUAAGGACUUAAGAAGUAGUUGCUGUAGAUGUGCUUAAAUGUUGAUGUCAAAUGUUGAUCAUGAUGUCAGCUAUUUUCAUAAUAACCAUUGUACAAGGCAGACACUGUAUUUCAUGUGUUUGGUUAUCUGGUGCAUAAAGAGUUGCUUCCCUUUACUAUGUACGGGGCCUGGCCUUGAGCGAGAUGUGGAGCAUUUCAAAUUGUUGUGUCUGUUUUUGAAUAAAGUGCUCAGAUAUA
Haliotis rubra (blacklip abalone) is the source of this 2294-nucleotide messenger RNA. RefSeq names its product gem-associated protein 2-like. Lineage: Eukaryota; Metazoa; Mollusca; Gastropoda; Lepetellida; Haliotidae. Gene Ontology annotation, biological process: spliceosomal snRNP assembly; spliceosomal complex assembly. The transcript has 8 exons. The record is from RefSeq and is a predicted model, not a curated record. Gene Ontology annotation, cellular component: SMN complex; spliceosomal complex; nucleus. The coding region runs from base 67 to 915 and encodes 282 amino acids.